GUCUGUCCCGACUGCGACUGCGGAUUCAUCGAAGAAAUCGAACACCCGCCGCGCUCAGUCCACCUCGACCCUCGCCAUCGUCGCUUCCCUGCUGUCGCCAUGUACAUGAUCGGCCAGCGUCCUGCCUCCGACAACGCUGUCCGUCCCUUCCUGCGCCGCACCCGCAACAACGGUGGUGACCGCUCCCCCUUCAACCCCGUUAUCGUCCUCCGCGGCAGCGCAACUGCCACCUCCACUACUAGCGAGGAGGAAAGCCGAGGCUUUGAGCUUUUCUACGAUGAUGGUGCCGGUUCUGGCUUAAGACCCAUGCCUCCGAGCAUGUCAGAGUUUCUACUCGGAUUUGGAUUCGAUAGGCUUCUGGAGCAACUGUCUCAGAUUGAGAUCAACGGUAUUGGAAGGUAUGAGCACCCUCCUGCGUCAAAAGCAGCCAUAGAUUCCUUACCAACCAUCGAAAUUGAUAACACUCACUUAGCCAUGGAAUCACACUGUGCGGUGUGCAAAGAAGCUUUUGAAUUAGGUACCGCAGUGAGGGAAAUGUCGUGUAAGCAUAUAUAUCACCCUAAAUGCAUCUUACCAUGGCUAGCUUCGAAGGGUUUCCAUGGAGGCUUCAAUGUGUUUAGGUGGCGGCAUGGUUGUUAUUGCGGCAUGGUGGCCAUGGAGGCUCGGGGUUUGGGUUUGGUGGAGGUGACGGAGGUGUGCUGCGGCGAUGCGUUAUUGGGGUGGUGCAGAGAUAAACUUUCAAGUUCAUGGCUCAAAACAAAAGGCAAAGAAGCGAGUCUAGUUUGGGCCCCGGUUUCCAUGGAGGCUUCAAUGUGUUUAGGUGGCGGCAUGGUUGUUAUUGCGGCAUGGUGGCCAUGGAGGCUCGGGGUUGACAGCGAGGUCGAUGGUUUGGGUUUGGUGGAGGUGACGGAGGUGUGCUGCGGCGAUGCGUUAUUGGGGUGGUGCAGAGAUAAACUUUCAAGUUCAUGGCUCAAAACAAAAGCAAAUUUCUCCGGUAGGGAAACCCUAACUGAGGUUAGUAAAAAUGGCGGUACCCUUGAUCUCAAAAAAGAUCGUGAAGAAGCGAGUGAAGAAGUUCAAGCGCCCCAAAGCGAUCGCAAGAUCUGA
This is a messenger RNA of Vigna umbellata (rice bean), 1107 nucleotides long. The record is from RefSeq and is a predicted model, not a curated record. Lineage: Eukaryota; Viridiplantae; Streptophyta; Magnoliopsida; Fabales; Fabaceae.